CUCCACAGCUGACUUUGUGGUCGAAAAUCUGAAGGAGACGGAUGUGAACUAGAGGCCAGUUUCAAAGACAUCGAAGAAACCACUCCUAGAAAAUUAGAAAAUUUGAAAGCCUCUGAUCGAUUCAAGAGGAAGGGGUCGGGUUGAAUAUCUGAAGAUGCGUUUGGUGGUCAAGGUGUUGAACCCUGGUUCGAGCUCCUCCGAAGAUAUUAGUGUGGAAGCCGAGGCCGUCGAAUUCGUAGAAGCUCUUAAGACCAAAUUGGAACAGAAGCUGCAACUCAAACCCAAGGAAAACCAACUCAAGCUCGUAUUCAAAGGCAAAACCUUGCAAGAUGGCAAUAGUAUAGGUCACUAUCAGUUAGUGGACGGCUCGAAAUUGCAUUUGAUGCUCAAAAAAGUGUCUUCCAGCGAUCCUCAGACGGUUUCGGUGACCGAGCCACCCGCCAGCAAAACUGCACCGGGUAUCAGUUUGGAUGUUGCAUUACAAAAAGCCCUUCGAAAACAUUUUGCUUCGGAUCAAGACACCAAAAAAGUGGUCCAACAAUUCAAAAAGGAAUUCAACGAAAGCCUCUCUGCAUUAAGCUUGGAUGAUAUCGAGCGGAUAGCCCAACGACUAAACUCUGGCCAAGCUUUAAGUUUUUAAAUCAAAAUGAUUCCUUCAACCUCAUUAACUCGUAUUUGUAAACUAAUAGUGUGUGCAUUAGCUCUACUAAUGAAAGUCUGUGAUACCUCCAACUCCGAAGGUACUUGUUCAAGUGAAACGAACGCGAUCGAUUGCCAAAGUGGUAAUCAACCAGAUGAAAAUAGAUAUGCAGGGUGCGAUUGUUACUCCUAUUUGAUUCAAGACGACUUGGAUCUGUUCGAUCGAAUCAGCUUGGAGGAUGUGAAUAAAGCGCAAAGUGUGGCCAAACAGGCCGUGCGAUAUCAAAUCAUCCAAGGGAAAGUGUAUCGCUCCCCCAAUUGCUUAUUCCCAAUGCGAUGCCUCGGAAUCGAUCAUUUCCUCAAAGGACUGGCUCCAAAAUUGGAUCAUGACAUUGAAUUGAUGAUCAAUACCCACGACUGGCCAUUUAUCCAUAGACGAUUUGAAAAGGACCCUUUGCCGCUAUUUUCGUUUAGCAAGACUAAAGAGUACUACGACAUUUCCUUCCCUGCCUGGACAUUUUGGGCUGGAGGUCCCGCUAUUUCCCUUUAUCCACGAGGUAUCGGCCGAUGGGACCUCCUUCGAGAGAAUCUUUUGAAGACUGCCCAGACUUGGCCAUGGGAGGCCAAGAAGGAAUUCGCAUUUUUUCGAGGAUCUCGAACUUCAGCCGAACGAGACAAUCUGAUUCUCCUGUCCCGAACCAGACCUGACCUGAUCGACGCUCAGUACACAAAAAAUCAAGCUUGGAAGUCCCGUCAGGACACUUUGGAUGCCGAACCAGCUGAAGAAGUGAGCUUCGAGGAUCAUUGCCAAUACCGAUAUCUAUUCAAUUUCCGCGGGGUAGCCGCUUCAUUCCGGUUCAAACAUUUGUUUUUGUGCGGCUCUUUGGUAUUUCACGUGGGACAAGAGUGGAUUGAGUUCUUUUAUCCGGCCAUGAUCCCUUGGUACCAUUACAUUCCGGUGGCCAGUGACGCCUCACAGGAAGAUCUGACCGAUUUACUCCAAUUUGCCCGCGAUAAUCCGGACAUAGCUCAACGUAUCGCCCGACAAGGCCAAGAGUUUGUAGAGCAAAACUUACGCAUGAAAGACAUCGAGUGCUAUUGGGAACAGCUUUUGCGCUUGUACGCGUUAAAAUUGGCGUUCGUACCCAUCAAAAAUGAAGAUUUG
This is a messenger RNA of Tigriopus californicus, 1804 nucleotides long. RefSeq names its product O-glucosyltransferase rumi homolog. Gene Ontology annotation, molecular function: UDP-glucosyltransferase activity; UDP-xylosyltransferase activity. Gene Ontology annotation, cellular component: endomembrane system. The annotation marks the transcript as partial. The record is from RefSeq and is a predicted model, not a curated record. Gene Ontology annotation, biological process: positive regulation of Notch signaling pathway; protein O-linked glycosylation. Lineage: Eukaryota; Metazoa; Arthropoda; Copepoda; Harpacticoida; Harpacticidae. The transcript is spliced from 7 exons.